This is a messenger RNA of Dermacentor silvarum, 5706 nucleotides long. RefSeq names its product ATP-dependent RNA helicase SUV3 homolog, mitochondrial (gene Suv3). Gene Ontology annotation, biological process: mitochondrial RNA 3'-end processing; RNA catabolic process. Gene Ontology annotation, molecular function: ATP binding; hydrolase activity, acting on acid anhydrides; RNA helicase activity. The transcript is spliced from 14 exons. The record is from RefSeq and is a predicted model, not a curated record. Bases 136 to 2391 code for a protein of 751 amino acids. Lineage: Eukaryota; Metazoa; Arthropoda; Arachnida; Ixodida; Ixodidae. Gene Ontology annotation, cellular component: mitochondrial degradosome.
GUAUGGUCGCUGCCGUGGUCACGUUGCGGGCUACUCGCCGAAAGGUUAUCGCGAUGUUUUUAGCCCCGUGUUAUAUUUAAAUCAAACUGGAUCCUGUAUAACAUGUAAUUUAUAACUGAUUUAUAGGGAAGCAAAAUGCGUUUGUUGAAAUUGCCUCUUCAGAGCUCUGCGUGCGCGUGUCGUUGUAUGAGUCGGACAGCGAGCGGCACCUCAAGGCACAUUCACCUGCGCGCUGCGGCAACUGAAACUGUAUGCGGCAGCCUUUGGUCUUUAUCAAGACGAUUUCAGUACAUUCGCUUGCUGAGAGACGCUCGGCAGAAAAGCACUAAAGGCAGUGUAUCGUCGCUGUUCAUGCCAGUUCCGGUAAAAGUGUCCAACAACCCGGAUGAUAUCAAUGUAGGUGAAGAACUAACUACCAAACUCAAAAAAGAGGAUCUUCUUAAGCUGCUAAAUCAAUUUAGUAAACGCCCGGAGGUUAUAAAAUGGAGCGAGGAGAAUGGUCUAGAUGCUCGUUUGUUUCAUCAAGCCUUCGUCAGUUUUCGACGGUACUGCAUGGAGUCGGAACAGCUUCCCGCAGAUUUGCAUAUAAUUUUCAGCGACCUUCUUCAAGGCGGCAGGCACCUGGACGACCUUGUUCCUUACUUUCUCCAACAUGCGAGACAGAUCUUCCCACAUUUGGAAUGCAUGGAGGAGCUGCAGAAGAUCAGUGACUUGAGGCAUCCUGGAAACUGGUACCCUGAGGCACGUGCUAUCCAGAGGAAAGUGAUCUUUCAUGCUGGACCCACCAACAGCGGGAAGACGCAUGCUGCACUUGCGGGUUUUCAUAAUGCAAGCACUGGCCUUUACUGUGGACCGUUAAAAAUGUUGGCUGUAGAGGUUUUCCAGAAGACUAACGAGAAGGGCACACCGUGUGACCUAGUGACGGGCGAGGAGCGGAGGUGCGUGUUGCCCGAUGGCCAGCCAGCCCUCCAUGUGGCAUGUACAGUUGAAAUGGCUGCUGUUCAUAACCCUUAUGAUGUGGCUGUGAUUGACGAGAUCCAGAUGAUGCGUGACCCCCAGCGAGGAUGGGCCUGGACUCGUGCUCUCCUGGGGCUAGCAGCCAAGGAGCUUCACCUGUGUGGUGAAGCAGCUGCUAUAGGGCUUGUGCGCAACCUGCUGGCCUCGCUCGGAGAAGACUUGGAGGUUCGGAAGUACAAGCGCUUGACACAGCUAACAAUUGAAAACAGAGCACUUGAAAGCUUAGAAAAGAUACAACCAGGUGACUGUGUUGUGUGUUUCAACAAGAGCGACAUCUACCAAGUGAGCCUACAAAUUGAACGCCAAGGCUUGGAGUGUGCCGUCAUCUACGGUGGACUGCCACCUGGCACCAAGCUGGCCCAGGCACAAAAAUUCAAUGAUCCUGAUCAUCCAUGCAAGGUGCUUGUGGCAACCGAUGCCAUCGGUAUGGGCCUCAACCUCAGCAUUGGCCGUGUCAUCUUCUACUCCCUCGUUAAGCCAGCAAUAAAUGAGCGUGGCGAACGACAGAUGGACACUAUCUCUACAUCUCAGGCACUCCAGAUUGCGGGCCGAGCAGGCCGUUUUGGGAGUCGGUAUGAGGUUGGCCGGGCGACAACAAUGAAGCCACAGGACCUACCUGCACUGAAGCAAAUCCUUGCUGCCCCUGUGGAGCAGAUUGAAGCAGCAGGCCUGCACCCAACUGCAGAGCAGAUUGAGCUCUUUGCUUACCAUUUGCCCCAUGCAACUCUGGCCAACCUUGUGGACAUUUUUGUAAGCCUUUGCAAAGUUGAUUCGUCAUCCUACUUCAUGUGCAAUUUGGAGGGCUUCAAGUUUCUGGCUGACAUGAUUCAGCAUGUGCCCCUGCCACUGCGGGCACGAUAUGUAUUCUGCUGCUCACCCAUCAACCAGAAAAUGCCAUUUGUCUGCAGCAUGUUCCUCAAGUUUGCACGGCAGUACAGCCGCAAUGAACAACUAACCUAUCAGUGGUUAGGGCGCAACAUUGGUUGGCCCUUGGCCAUCCCGAAGUCCAUCAUGGACUUGGUGCACCUGGAAGCUGUUUUUGAUGUGUUGGACCUUUAUCUUUGGCUCAGCUACCGCUUCCCAGACCUAUUUCCGGAUGCUGAGGCCGUACGUGCCAUGCAGCAGGAAUUAGACCUAAUCAUUCAAAAGGGUGUGCUCAAUAUCACACAGCUGCUGCGUGCUGGCAUGGAAAGUGCUUCUGAGGAAACCGAUCAUGACGAGGGGCCCGCCUCAGCCCACGCACCCAAGCUACAGGGCAAGCUUGCUGACCGUUUGCUUGCACAAGGCCUCCUCACCAAAGAGCAACUUUUAGAACUUCAGCGUGAGUGGCAGCGUGGCAGCCCAAGGGAUCGCCGCAACAAGAAGCCAAAAUAACAUACACAGACACAACUAGUAUAUAGUGCCCCAUGUUUUACAGAAGGCAUCUGUAUUCAAUAGGGUCAUUGUGUCUGUAGGGUUUAUUGCAUAAAUGUGGAAACUGCGCCAAAGUUUCCAGCCCAAGAAGGCAAAAACGAACAAGAAGCUUAACAAGAGCAUUGCUCUCUGUACAGGCAAGACCAUACUUAGCAGGAACAAGUGAGGACGUGGCUUGAGCUCUGUGUCAUGCCAGAUUCUGGUGCCACAUACAUGGAUGGCAGCCAGUGCAUUGCAUAGUCAUGAAUAGUGAUAUGGUGUGGCACCCGAUGCUGUCCGACUUGUCAUAAAUACACCUUUGCUCAUGCCAACCAGGAUAUUUUACGAGUCCUGUCUGUGGACCCUCGAAAGAACAUUGUGUGUCAAGUGUGCGGUGUUAACGUUUGUUCACUGGGAACAAGUAAGUUCCUCUGCUCUUGGCGCACACCAAUUUCUACUCACCAAGCCACACAUUGCCCGGUGCAGUAGCAGAAAUUGUGCUGAAGGCAACUCCCACUGUGCUCUUUACUUUCAGUUGCGUCUGACUUGGCAUGAAGCAGGAGUCAAGCACUCACAUUUUCCCACAAUGUUUGUCUCCCCUGUACUGACCAUUUGGCACUUGCUCUGUUGUCCGACAGAUUUACCACUUUCGAACAGUACUGGGAGGUUCUUUCAUGGUGUUAGCACUUGUUAGCUGGAAUUACCCAGAGUGCUGUUCCUUGCAGCUUUAGUGAAAGUUGCUUCCAAGUGCUAGUCCUUAACUGCUGACAAAAGUUCUGUGUGGAAGUGUCAUUUAAGUGCUACCCACAUGGACUACCAGUGCAGUCUUGUAUCAGUGUUCGUGCCUUUAGGAGCGGCUGUUCCACUUUUGGUGGGUGCAUCAGAUGGAGCCUGGUGAAGUGUUCAGUAUUGCAUUGUCAAGUGCAUAUAUGGAGCUCUGGCAGAACAGACGUGAACAUUGUGAUACCUAUGCCUAAAAAGCGUUUGCGUGUCAAAAGCAGUGCUACACCUACUGCACCUUAUUUACCUUAAUCUAACGCGUACCUUUUUUCUAAGAAAAUGAAUCCGAAAAUAAUUGCCUGCCUGUUACAAUCGGGUACAAAACCAAAACCGGGUGUUGGCAGCGCUGGCAACAGCCUACCGUCAGAGCCAUAAGACGCAGCCUCAUCGCUAUCACAGAAUGGUGACAAAGUACAUGUUCGUGAAGGUUGCUGUUAGUGUGUGGAUUCAUUUUGUGCUCGACUACGAUCUGGAGCGGUAUUCUCGGUCAAUCAUUUUCGGAGAUACUAUCAGUCUCGCGAGAUUUCAUGUUAACUAAGUACCGGAUGGUGUCGGCAUAUAUGGCCGUCAGCGUUUCUGGUGCUGUGUCAAGCUUGCUAUUUGCGUACAGUGCCAGGAAUGCUGUCGGCCACAUCCCUAAACAAGUCUGAUGUAGAGUCACGUAAAAUCUUGUGAAAGUGAUAGUAGUACAGUAUAGACCACUUAUAACGUAACCGCUUAUAGUGCAGGACCGGAUAUAGUACGGUCUUUUCAGACUCCCGUUAAUUUCCCAUAGCACUCCAUGUAUUCGCAUACCGCUUACAGUGCAGCCGCAUGAGACGAAAUACUGGUUAUAAUGCGGCUUCCGCGGGAAAAUCUCGCCGACAAAGGCGACAGCGAGCACGCUUCUCAACGAGGUGCGCGCUCCCGGCCGGCGUAUGCAUAUAUUAUUCAAUGCAAUCAAACUAUUAAUAAUUCGGACUUAUUUGGCCGCAGAUCGGUUAAUUCGGAGUAUUUUCGGAGCUCGGUGAGCGAGGAGUGCCCCAAAUGUGCGACGCAAAAGAAAAAGAACGGCGCUAGCAUCCAACUGAAACGAAGCGGCGGAGUCCGCAUCGCCACAGCCAUCAGUUGAACUCGCACGUGAAUGACAGCAACGCCGGAACGCUUCGAGCCUAUUUGUGUCUUUAAAGCCUGGAUUCUUGCGUUUACCGCUGCGCAUAACACCACGUUGGCCGCGGGCUUUCGUAACUGCGUAGUCGUCAUCCACGAUCGCGUCGAUGGCGGCCACAGUUUUCUCCGCAGCAGUUGCAGCGAACAGUAGUUUCGUUUUUACUCGGUACGCGCAUCGGCCGCGUGCCUAAAAAACUGCGUAGUUGCAAUCGAUGAUCGCAUAGAUAGCGACCGCGGUUACGACUGCAGUUGUUGCAGCCAAUGGUAGUUAAUUCGUCCAGACUCUGUGCGUGCGUCGGGCGCGUGCCUUCAGCACUGCGAAGUCGUCGUUCAUAAUCGCGUCGAUAGCGGUCACGGUUUUUUCCGCAGUGGUUGCGGCAAGCAGUUGUUUCGUUUUGACUCGGUGCAAAGCUGUCGAACUUGAAGAGCACCGGCUACAUCGUGGCAGUACAAAGCGUGUCUACAUGCUUGGUCUACAUGUUUUGCAUACAUGCAGGGCUUGAAAAUCGUUGUUUUGGUUAUAGUGCGGUACCGCUUAUAGUGCAGAUAUUCGCGACUCCGGCGACUUACGUUAUAAGCGGUCUACACUGUAUCUUUAAAAUUGAUCGCUUGGGAGUAUCGCCCCUGUAUGCUUGGUACCUGUGGCCAGUGAAGCGCAAAUGGCGAUGGCGGCAUGCCGCUUUCAUUGUAAAAGCUCAGUAACAGAAAAUCCAUUCUGUGAAGGUAGAUUUUCUUUUAUAAAUUGGGGGCAUGUUACAUUCAGGUGCACUUUUAUUUUCUUACUUUAAACCCGGGAACAUUGGGUGUGCGUUAAAAUCGGGUAAAUGCGGUAAUCGCUCUUACAGAAACCUCCAAGAAAUUUUAUCACAACUUAUCAGAACAUUCACCUUAUUUUUUUGUAUUUGGGUGCAUUGAAUGCAGGGCUGUUACAUGGUAUCUGCAACUUGUUGGAAGUUUUAUGAAAGGGAAAAAUUGUCAUCCGCCUGAGUGUAGUGCAAAGCUACAAAGGAGGCUAGCCUGGGCUUUGAGUUGUCAAUUAAUUUCGCCACGCUAGAAAUUUGCUAGCAUCCUGGUUAGCUCAAAUAAUAGAGCAAUCGCUCCAGAAAGGCAUUGGUCCCAUGUUCAAUCACCAAACCAGUAUGAAUUUUUCUUCAACUGUGAGGCUUUCUUGCUGAGAAACCCGUAUUGGGUUUUCUUUGUAGGUCUGUGCUACUCUCUGGUGGAUGACAGUUUUCUUUCUUUUUAGGGCUGUUGCAGCUACCUGUGCAUUUUAUCUACAGUGCAAGUUCUUCCUGGCCUAAUUUUAGGCAAGCUGUCUAAAUAAAAUUAGGGCAAACAAAUGCCUUGCUCAAAAUGUUGUAAAUUGUG